Molecule: messenger RNA, 1203 nt
Organism: Effrenium voratum
Lineage: Eukaryota; Dinophyceae; Suessiales; Symbiodiniaceae
Source: the annotation of a GenBank genome assembly
AUGGCGGCCGAGCUUCUGCUGCGAAUGCCGCAUGCGCGGAUCCAGCCGACAGUUGUGACCUACAAUGCGAUGAUCAGCACCUGCGCGCUUGCUGCGUGCUGGGAGCAGGCUGUGGGCUGGUUCGCGAAGCUCCAAACUGCUGCCCUUGAGCCCACUGUGGUCACCUACAACAGCCUUAGCAACGCAUGCGGUGCUGGCAAGAUGUGGGUCAAGGCGCUGUCCCUCUGGCGUCAGAUGCGGAGUGAGGGAAUACAGCCGACGGCGGUGACCAUUAGCAGCCUUGGUCAGCAUUUGCGAACCAAAGGAGCCCUGCGGCUGCUAUCACUUUGCAGAGAUGUGGAGGUGCAGCCCGAUCUGGUGCUUUGCAACACCCUUCUUGGCGCCUGUGAGCGGAUGCUGCGGUGGCAACAAGCGCUACUGGUACUGCAGGAGAUGCCUUCAAGGAGUUCAAUUUGGCCAGAUGAGGUGUCCUAUAACACGACCAUCAACGCCCUGGAGCUGAGCAACUCCUGGCCUCUGGCUGUGAGUCUUUUGCAGCAGCUGCGGCUGCAGCUUCUCCAGCCCAGCAUCGUCACCUACAACACGACCAUGGGCACCUGUGAGAAGAGUGGCUCUUGGGAGCGGACCCUUAGCCUCUGGCAAGAACUGCAUCAAGACGGCCUGAUCCCAAGCCAGGUCACUGGAGACAUCAUCGUGACCGCCUGCGGCUCUUCCGGGAAGUGGAUGGCAGCCUUAGGUUUGGCAGCCUCGAGGCCGCUGGGCCUCGCGGGCCUCGCAGCGGCAUGGCGCUGCUGUGAGAGCGCACAUGUGCCGCCGCGGCUCCAGGCAGCUCUGCGACGCAAGGUGACCGCCAGCCUCGGCCAUGGGUCGGUUUGGCGCAACAGCACCAUCGCAGAGUUGCUGCAGGCAACGGUCCUGGGCCGGCGCUUUCUUUGGAAGGUCUGCCGGGACCCCGCGCGAGUCGAAGACACCGUGGUGCCUGGCGCCGCCGCGCGCGGCGCGGUGCCGGCGCCAGCGUUGCCGGAGCUGCCCGGGGAUUCGAAGAAGGUGAAUGAGGCAUUGCCAGGUCUCUUGCCUCUGGAACCUACAGUGGGGGUCCUACCGGUGGUCUUCGAACUGGUCCUCCAGGGGCCGUCCUGGUCUGCAACCCUCGGACCCGCCAUCGCGUGGGCAUCGGUGUCUGACAAGGCCAGACGCACUUGA